AGACUUACAGGGGCUCAGCAAGGAGAUGGCGUGAGUCGGGGAAGCAACUUUGCGUGUCAAGCAUCCAUAUGUGUAAUCCUAAGAAGAAAAAAGCUAGCCAGACACAUCUGCAUAAUAUUCAUUCAAGAAGAGUAAAUGGGAAAUGUGGAAGAAAACUGAAGGAGGGAUAAGGAGGAGAAGAAAAAAUAUAGUACUUAAACAGGUGCACUGAAACCUCCAUAACUAUCCAUAAGUAAAAGGAGCACUGAGACUCGGGUAUCAACGCACUCUUCUGCCUCAGGGGUAUCUUAACAACUUUAGACCCCAACUUUAUGCGUUGCAGAAUCUCUUCCUGGCUACAUGGAUACCUUCUGCUGGAAGCUCCUUCUCCCUCCCUUCCUCCUUAACUUGUGGGCACCAACUCAGCAUCUUCAGCACACCUCUGCAUCCAGCCACAGGUCUCCAGACACAGAGAUAAUGGAGGAGUAUGUGCCAUUGGUGCACGAGAGCCUGACCUUUUCUCUAUGGGAUUAUGGCGUCUUUGCUACAAUGUUAAUAAUGUCAACAGGUAUUGGACUUUUCUACGCUUUCUCCCAUGGAGGGCAAAAGACCUCAGAUGACUUUUUUACAGGGGGAAGGAGUAUGUCAGCAGUACCAGUAGGCCUGUCCCUCUCUGCCAGCUUUAUGUCUGCUGUGCAGGUCUUGGGGGUGCCAGCUGAGGCCUAUCGAUAUGGUGUCAAGUUUCUGCAAAUGUGCAUAGGACAGAUUCUCAACAGCGUAAUGACAGCCUACAUAUUCAUGCCAAUUUUCUACAGACUGGGGAUCACCAGCACUUAUCAGUAUCUUGAGAUGAGAUUCAGCAGAAGUGUCCGGCUUUACGGGACCAUUCAAUUUCUCUUGGGGACAAUGUUUUACACAGGCAUUGUGAUCUAUGCUCCAGCACUGAUUCUUAACCAAGUCACUGGGUUGGACAUCUGGGCUUCUUUAUUCUCAACUGGAGCAAUCUGCACAUUCUAUACAACUGUGGGUGGUAUGAAAGCUGUAAUCUGGACAGAUGUGUUCCAGGUGUUUGUGAUGCUCUCUGGAUUCUUUGCAGUCGCUAUUCGUGGUAUACAUCUAGUUGGAGGAUUUUCUGAUGCCAUAGAAGUUGCAGGAAACUAUUCCAGGAUUAACUUUGGAGACUUUGAUCCUGAUCCUCGAAGGCGUUACACUUUCUGGACCUUUGUCAUGGGGAGCACUUUCCUAUGGCUGUCCAUGUAUGGAGUCAACCAAGCCCAGGUUCAACGAUAUGUAGCAUGCAAAACUGAAAAUGAAGCUAAGCUAGCCAUACUGGUGAAUCAAGUAGCCCUCUGCGUCAUUGUGUCAAGUGCGGUCACCUGCGGCAUUGUGAUGUUCGUUUAUUACCUGAACUGUGACCCCCUCUUGGCUGGAUACGUUUCUGCACCCGAUCAGUACAUGCCAUACUUUGUGCUAGAAAUCUUUGAUCAGUAUCCUGGGAUCCCAGGGCUUUUUCUUGCUUGUGCAUACAGCGGAACAUUAAGCACAGCAUCUACUAGCAUCAAUGCCAUGGCUGCAGUAACAGUCGAGGAUCUUAUAAGACCAAAAUAUCCCAACAUUUCAACAAAGAAACUAACAUUAAUUUCCAAAGGACUUUCUCUGGCAUAUGGAUGCUCCUGCAUAACAGUAGCAGCCUUAUCAUCUCUACUUGGUGGUGGAGUGCUUCAGGGCUCAUUUACAGUUAUGGGAGUGAUCAGUGGACCUCUGCUUGGAGCAUUUAUGCUGGGCAUGUUUUUUGCUUCUUGUAACACCAUUGGAGUGUUUGCAGGACUUUUGGUGGGCUUAGUGAUAUCCCUCUGGGUAGCAGUUGGAGGUACAAUUUACCCUCCUAGUGCAGAGAUGAUGGGUGUCCUACCAACAUUUGCAGAGCACUGCCCUUUGUAUAACUCCAGUAAAGGAAUAAUCUAUGGCCCAGCACCUGUCCAAAACAUCACACAUACAUUGGAAAGGCCUGCUCUAGCUGAUGAUUUAUACGCCUUAUCCUAUCUUUAUUAUGGAGUCGUGGGCACAAUUAGCACAGUUAUCAUUGGAGUGAUAGUCAGCAAAUUUACAGGUCCUACUAAAAGGGAGACAAUUGCACCAGGCCUUAUGGUGGGACCUAUCUAACAGUGCUGCUUUCCAGCCAAUGGAGAAGAAAGAUGAACUAGAGAAAACAGAAGCCGAGGAGACUCUCUUAAAAAAGGACAACACCUUUCACUGCACUACCUUCCUUCCAAACCACCUACCGCAUUCUGAGACCAGCACCUAUCUUCUCAGCGAGGAGUACACCCCAGGAAAUGAUUCGUACUGUAAUGGAGAAAAAACAUAUCCCAUUAAAACAAUCCAUGACUAUGAGGACAAAGAAUCUCGUGUUUAGGCUAUAUCUUCUUUGGGUAAAAUGAAACACUGCCCUAGUCUUGGUGACUAGACCCAAUAUACCAAAACAGCAUAUCUAUGUUUAGUUACUGCCAGCACCAGUACUGUAUUUAAAGAGCCUUUUUAAACCAAGUUCACAUGUAACACAUUUGUUACAAAGGUUGUAUUUUCAGUAUUUUGUUGAUUUAUGUAUCAGCACUUGUCAGGAUUGUGUUGUUUUUCCAAUGUCUUUUUCAAGGUGGGAGACAAAGAUGCUUUUGAGGAGUUAGAUAUAAUCAAUAGUCUAUGCUGUUAACAGCAAGAAGGGGAAUGAAAGAAUAACAAAAAUAAUUAACACAAUAUUAAUUUUAUAAAGCCAGUAUCAUAAUAUCUGUGAUUCCUUCAAUCAUUAUUUAAACAUAUUAACGUGAGCUUAAACAAGGCUAUCUGGCUAUUAGUAAUUCUAAAGAUCUUACUAAAAAAAA
Xenopus tropicalis (tropical clawed frog) is the source of this 2855-nucleotide messenger RNA. It is a transcript of the gene slc5a5, whose product is annotated as solute carrier family 5 member 5. Gene Ontology annotation, cellular component: plasma membrane; membrane. The record is from RefSeq and is marked validated. Gene Ontology annotation, biological process: transmembrane transport; iodide transport; thyroid hormone generation. Lineage: Eukaryota; Metazoa; Chordata; Amphibia; Anura; Pipidae. Gene Ontology annotation, molecular function: monoatomic ion transmembrane transporter activity; transmembrane transporter activity; sodium:iodide symporter activity.